AUGAGCGAGAAAAAAUAUUCUGAGUAUGAAGAUAUCUUAACCAAAAGUGAAGAGCCCAUGAUGGAGGGUUCAAAAAGGAAAAUAUCUGAGGAAAGGAAGAGUGCACCAAGAGAAGAUGAGAAAGAUUAUCAGGAUUUUCAGAAUGAUGAAAAUGGUGAUGGUGAUGAUGAUAAUGAUGAUGAUAAUGAUGAUGAUAAUGAUGAUGGUAAUGAUGAUGGUAAUGAUGAUGAUGAUGAUGAUGAUGAUGAUGACCAUAAAGUAGAGAUAAGGAUACUACCAAAUAGAUCUUCUAGAGGUAGAAGAUAUACUCAACUAGUAGGUGAAGAGGCAGAGCGUGAUACUCAAUUUUGGGGUCAUAAUACAUGGGAAGAAGAGGAGUGUGAUAGUGAAUGGUCUUCUAUUAACCAAGAUGAAGAGUCUGAAGAAUCAAGUUCAGAAUCUUCUCAGUCAGAGGAUAAUGCGGAUGAAGAGUUUGUAGAAAUUGAAGAUGAAGAUGAUGGAUUGAGCUACAAAGAUUCAUCAAGGAAGAAUAAGGCAAUUUAUAAAGGUAAAUAUAAAGAUCCUUCACUAUUUUCAAAAUCUAUGCAGAAAAAUUUACUGAAGAGACAGAAUAAGACAAAGAAAAAAGUCAAAAAUACUAGUUCAAGCAAACCCAAGGAAUUCCAAAUUGAAGAGAGGUCAAUGUCAGUUAGAAAAUCGACUGCAAAAAAGAAACAAGAUUUACAAGAAGAGAUGAGACGAAGGGAUGAAGAAGCUAUAGAAAGGGCAAGGUUACGGAGAAAGAAGAGAAAUCAUGAUGAAUCUAACAGAUUACCAAAAGAGAUGACACAAGAAGAGAGAAUUGCUCAGAGUAAAAUAGUUGAGAAGAUGAAUACUGAGAGUUUAUCAUACUUAGAAGCUUGUGAAGAACAAAAGCGUUACUUAGAUAAUACUUCUGCUAGCGUGAGAAAACAAUUUCAAUCAGGUUCUUUAAAUAUAUACAUUUCUUGGUCUUCUUAUCGCUUAAUGGAAUCUGAAAAAGACAAAGCAAGUUCAAUUUUAUCAGAGGAUGAAUAUUGUCGUGAGAUACUUUUGUAUACUGAUGGUAUUAUUCCUGAAGUAUUAAACCAGCAUAGAUGUAGUAAAGAUAAGAAAGAAGCUAUGUGUAGUAUUUUUGGUACAAAAGCACGCUAUUUAGAUCCAUUAACAAAUCAGUACUAUAGUAACUUUGAAGCUUUCAAGAUUAUAAGAAAAGAUUAUCAUGUAAUGAAAUAUAAAGAGUUUUUAAAAGAACUGAAAGAUUUGAAUGAUUUAAUAUACAAAAAGAAACAAGAACUUACAAAUAUACAUGAACUGGCAUAA
This is a messenger RNA of Cryptosporidium muris RN66, 1341 nucleotides long. RefSeq lists its product as uncharacterized. Gene Ontology annotation, biological process: chromatin remodeling; regulation of DNA-templated transcription. The record is from RefSeq and is a predicted model, not a curated record. The transcript has a single exon. Gene Ontology annotation, cellular component: nucleus. Bases 1 to 1341 code for a protein of 446 amino acids. NCBI's taxonomy places the organism in Eukaryota, Apicomplexa, Conoidasida, Eucoccidiorida, Cryptosporidiidae. Gene Ontology annotation, molecular function: ATP-dependent H2AZ histone chaperone activity.